CCCAUGAACAAGAUACUGGGAGGGGGGUAGGUCAUGCUGGGCUGUAGAAUUUUAUCCCCUUUUUUAUAUUCCCCCCCCUCCCCGGGCUUGGAAUUGCAGUGACCAACCAUCUGCCUUUCUCUGUACAUAGCGGGUGCUGGACAGCAGCAUGGGGCCCCAGAAGAAGUUGGGACUCAGGAAUGGGGGCAGGGGAACACGCCCACUUCCCCAGAGGAUAAGACUUUUAUCCACGUUAACCAUUACCCCUUUGCUUCCAUGGCAGCAUCUUCAAGGAGGCGGGACCUGGGGUAGGAGGGAGGGUCAGCUGGUUGCGAUGGACCUUGUCCCUACCCUGAGCCCUGGAUCGCUGAUCCAGCUAUGGAGGCAGCCGCAGGUAGGAGGAGGAGGCUGAGAGAAAGAUUUUUGGGUGGGGGUGACUUUGGGGCAGCUGGGGCAGACAUGGAGGCUGAGGCUCUGGGACCAGGGCACCACUGGAUGUUGGGGCUGGGAGCCCUGAGGCAAAUAGACUGGAGUUAGGGGAGGAGAGGUGAGGUGAUCUGUUUUCCUGGUCCACGCCCUGCACUGAUAUGCUUAGAUUUCUGUGCCAAGGACUUGGGGGAGGAGGGAUGGGAAUGCGAAAUAUCUUUGGUAUAUGACAUCAGUGGGAAGGGAAGACCCCUUUGCAGCAGAGCUGAGGGGCAAGUCCUGAGUUCGGGGGUUCCCCUAAGUCCUUUCAGUUUCUGACCAUGGGGAGAGGAGUCUGGAGGGAAGAAUGUGCCUGUCCUCUGCUCACCACGUCUCGCCCCCUGAUCUUCAGGACACAAACUCAUUAAUUCUGAAGUUUGAGUUUAACCCAAAGCUGGGGAUUGAUAAUCCUGUCCUCUCCCUGGCUGAAGACCACGACUUCUCUGAUCCCUGGAGCCUGCAGCGGCCUCGCUUCUGUCUGCUGAGCAAAGAGGAGGGCAGGAGUUUUGGCUUCCACCUGCAGCAGGAGCUGGGAGGAGCAGGGCAUGUGGUGUGCAGGGUGGAGCCAGGCAGCUCUGCACAGCGCCAGGGUCUUCAAGAAGGAGACCGGAUCCUGGGGGUGAACAGCCAUGUCGUGGAACAUGAAGGCUACGCAGAGGUGGUGCGCCGUAUCCGGGCUAGCGGUCCCCGGGUGCUGCUGAUGGUUUUGGCGCGGCACGUGCAUGAUGUGGCCAGAGCUCAGCACGGCAACGAUGCUCAAGUCUGUCCUACCCUAGGCCCUGGGGUCAGGCCCCGGCUGUGCCACAUAGUGAAAGACAAGGGUGGCUUUGGCUUCAGCAUCACCCAUGGAGAGCAGGGUCCUUUCUGGUUGGUGCUGAGCACUGGGGGAGCAGCUGAGCAGGCAGGGGUGCCCCCUGGGGCCCGACUGCUAGAAGUGAAUGGGGUCAAUGUGGAGAAGUUCACUCAUAAACAACUCAGCAAGAAGCUUCAGCAAAGUGGAAAGCAGGUGACCUUGCUGGUGGCAGGGCCAGCGGUGGAGGAACAGUGUCGCCAGCUUGGAAUGCCCCUGGCUGCACCCCUGGCAGAGGGCUGGGCACUGCCAACCAGACCCCGUUGUCUACACCUAGAGAAAGGGCCCCAGGGCUUUGGGUUCCUUCUUCGCGAGGAGAAGGGCCUCGGUGGUCGCCUCGGGCAGUUCCUGCGGGAGGUGGACCCAGGAUUCCCAGCUGAGAAGGCGGGGAUGCAAGCUGGGGACCGGCUGGUGGCUGUGGCUGGGGAGAGCGUGGAGGGGCUGGGCCAUGAGGAAAUAGUGUCCAGGAUCCGGGCACAGGGCUCCUGCGUCUCCCUCGUUGUUGUUGACCCUGAGGCUGACCGCUUCUUCAGUAUGGUCCGCCUGUCCCCACUCCUCUUUUUGGAGACCACAGAGGCUCUUGCCUCUCCCCAGGACACCCUCUCAGUGCCCUUGGUUGAGGCCAGGGACCCACCAGCUGAAGACACAGCUGCACUCCCUAUCCUGCUUGACUCCCGCCAGUGCGUCCUGUACCCUGGGCCUGGCGGUGGCUAUGGCUUCCGACUCAGCUGUGUGGCCAGUGGGCCCAGUGUCUUCAUUUCUCAGGUGACCCCAGGAGGCUCAGCUGCCCGGGCUGGGCUGCAAAUAGGGGACAUGAUCCUGGAGGUGAAUGGGUGUCCUGUGGGUAGAGAGAAUGACCCAGAAAGACUUCAGCAGUUGUCUGAGGCUGAACCACCCCUCUUCUUGAAGCUGGCAGCCAGGUCUCAGCAGGGCUUAGAAGCCUGGAUUCCCUCAAAGUCUGGAGAGGACUGGCCUCAGGCCUCAGAUGUGCUGUAGUGCUCCCCUGUUUGGCAAAGAGCUACCCAGUGGCUUUCUUGUCUUCACUUUCCAACCUGAGGUGGUGGGAGCAGGGAUGCUCUCUUUAAGCCAGAAGCUGGAGCUCAAGGACUCUGGACACUUCCAAUCACAGGAUUGCCCAGGGUCUCCCUCCAUUCCCCUGGGCCCACCAACAAGCAAAGGGUAUGGUCAGAGGCCUCAUGAAGGCCCAUGGGGGAGCCUAUUCCCAGCUGACCCGCCCCUCUGGCUCCAGAGGAGGUUAUGUGGGAGGUCUGGGGAGCUGUGCCCCAGUGAUGAGGUUCUGCCUGAGAACAGUGGGUGGUGAGGCUAUCCAGGAUUGGAAUCAUCUGGAACUUGCCCUAGGCAUGUAUUACAAGAGUUUGGAGACCAGACGCACCUUCCCUCUGUGGGCACCUUAGGAUUCUGGGGCCACAACCACUGUAGCAGUGGUUGCCUGGUCAUUGUAGCAUCUGAUGUUAUAGACAUGGCCUUUCCCCACACAUCUGGCUGUCUGUGUUUCUGUUGGUGGGAACAGGAAGGUAGUGGUUUGAAGGGACCAAGAGGGCCCCAGGUUCAAGGGGUAGUUUUUGUGGAAGAGGGGUUAAAAUCUUGCCAAAUUUCCCUCAUAACAUUCAGUCUUCGAGGUAACGGGUCAGCCCAGAACAAAGGUGUCCCCAUGAGAGGCACUCCUGUCUGCCAGCUGUCCACAGUACACAGCUCUGUUGAGUUCUACAUCGAGACAGCUUUAUUACUGGGGCUUCAGAGAGCCGGGGGACCACAGGCCUGCAGACUCAAAGAUCCAGGGGGUUGAGUCCAAACUGGCGCAGCUGCUCCUUGUGCCUGGCAUGGAGUCUCAGUGCAGCCUCAUCCCACUGAGGCUUGAUGGCUCUUAGCUUGGCCAAGAGCUGGUUCAAGCUGCCCUGCAGAUACCAAGCUUCAGCCCCCAGAAGGGGAGAGGACAGGGGUGGGGGUGUCCCAGGCCAAUUUGGACGCUUUCUUUGCCAGUGUUUUCUUAAUGUUCUUGUUCUCAGUGGGUGGCACCUUUAUAUCCCCUUGUCUUCAGCCCUCAAAAUAGAGCAGUUUCCCUGGGGAGAUGCUUCUUCCCUACUUCCCAUGCCUGGUCUGUUAGUCAUUACAUUGGCUAGGACUUAGGGGACAUGGAGGAAUGUGGGGCACUGGGGUAGCUGGGCUCCAGAGGGUGGCGCUUACAUGUAAGAUUUCCUCAUAUUUGGCCUCCAUGUCCGCUACAUGGGCCUGAAGCUGAGCCAGCAUCUGGUCCCGUUCCCUGAGGGCCUG
This is a messenger RNA of Loxodonta africana (African savanna elephant), 3586 nucleotides long. RefSeq names its product NHERF family PDZ scaffold protein 4 (gene NHERF4). The coding region runs from base 752 to 2290 and encodes 512 amino acids. The transcript is spliced from 10 exons. The record is from RefSeq and is a predicted model, not a curated record. Gene Ontology annotation, biological process: protein localization to plasma membrane. Gene Ontology annotation, cellular component: apical plasma membrane. Lineage: Eukaryota; Metazoa; Chordata; Mammalia; Proboscidea; Elephantidae. Gene Ontology annotation, molecular function: protein-membrane adaptor activity; signaling receptor binding.